Molecule: messenger RNA, 268 nt
Organism: Cantharellus anzutake
Lineage: Eukaryota; Fungi; Basidiomycota; Agaricomycetes; Cantharellales; Hydnaceae
Exons: 1
Source: RefSeq, a predicted model, not a curated record
GUGUACUUCAUGAUCUUAGCCCUACUGUGUGUCUUCGUUCUUACCAACAGAUUCCCGAUGGAGGCUAAAAUUAGGGUGCCGCGGUUCAACCGAACCGUGAACCAGAGUUCGGAACUUGGUUCUCUCAGUUGGGUAUUGCGAACGGGUUUGAACCGAACCACCGAACCACGGUUCGGAACUGGUCCUCUAAGUUGGGGUUAUUGCAAACGGGUUCGAACCGAACCGAACCGCAGAACCAUCGAAGGAUUAAUUGCACCAUGAUCUUGCG